Molecule: messenger RNA, 1285 nt
Organism: Momordica charantia (bitter melon)
Lineage: Eukaryota; Viridiplantae; Streptophyta; Magnoliopsida; Cucurbitales; Cucurbitaceae
Product: PTI1-like tyrosine-protein kinase At3g15890
Biological process (GO): protein phosphorylation
Molecular function (GO): protein kinase activity; ATP binding
Source: RefSeq, a predicted model, not a curated record
AAUUAGAUAUCUAAUUAACUUCAGACAAAAUCAUGGGAUCAUCUUUCAGCUGCUGUGGUUCAGAAAGAUCAGUAGAUCGAGGGAUCGCCGGGGUUAACAAUAAUUCAUGGAGGAUUUUUACGUACAAGGAGUUGCAUACGGCUACGAACGGUUUCCAUGAGGACAACAAACUCGGGGAAGGAGGAUUUGGAAGUGUUUACUGGGGAAAAACAAGCGAUGGGCUGCAGAUAGCGGUGAAGAAGCUGAAAGCGAUGAAUUAUAAGGCAGAAAUGGAGUUUGCAGUGGAAGUGGAGGUGCUUGCGAGGCUAAGGCACAAGAACUUGUUGGGUUUGAGGGGUUACUGUGUGGGGACUGACCAGAGGCUUAUAGUUUAUGAUUACAUGCCAAAUCUGAGCUUACUGUCUCAUCUCCAUGGCCAAUUUGCUGCUGAAGCUCAAUUGGAUUGGAAAACAAGAAUCAAGAUCGCUCUUGGCUCUGCGCAAGGCAUUAUGUAUUUGCACCAAGAGGUAACACCCCACAUAAUCCACAGAGAUAUCAAAGCAAGCAACAUUUUGUUGGAUUCAGAUUUUGAGCCACUUGUAGCUGAUUUUGGGUUUGCAAAACUAAUACCAGAGGGCGUCAGUCACAUGACAACUCGAGUGAAAGGAACCUUAGGAUAUCUUGCUCCCGAAUACGCCAUGUGGGGUAAGGUUUCAGAGAGUUGUGACGUUUUUAGUUAUGGGAUUCUUCUGCUAGAGCUCAUGACAGGAAGAAAGCCAAUAGAGAAACUUCCUGGCGGAGCAAAGAGAACCAUUAUUGAUUGGGUUGACACAAUGAUAAACAAAGGCAGGUUCAAGGAUUUAGCUGAUCGUAAGCUAAAGGGACAGCUUAAUUGGAAGCAGUUCGAGCACAUAAUCCAUUUGGCAAUCAUGUGUGUGCAUCAGGACCCAAAUAAACGGCCUACCAUAAAAGAGGUGGUGGAGAGUUUGAAAGGGUCGAUGCUUGAUAAUGGAGAACACAAAGGAAACGUUAAGGCAAUGCCUAUGAGUGUCCAAAGUGUUAAAUAUAUUGACCAUGAAGAGGUGUUUGAAAAUGAUCGUGUGAUCAUGAGCAAAGAAGAUCGUGGAGCUGGCCCAGAAGAAAGCUUUGAUUAUGGGGUUUUCAGUGCUAUUGAAGAGCAGAAGAUGAGAGAUUGGAGAAUGGUUCAGAAGAUAUAAGCAUAUGUCAAGCAAAAUUUAAUCCAUCUUAUGGUUAAUAUAAACAUAUAGGAAAGCGGAUGUUCUAAGUGUUUUGUUUUGUUUUUGAG